This is a messenger RNA of Eupeodes corollae, 653 nucleotides long. It is a transcript of the gene Cpr76Bb, whose product is annotated as cuticle protein 19. The record is from RefSeq and is a predicted model, not a curated record. Gene Ontology annotation, cellular component: extracellular matrix. The transcript is spliced from 2 exons. Lineage: Eukaryota; Metazoa; Arthropoda; Insecta; Diptera; Syrphidae. The coding region runs from base 60 to 566 and encodes 168 amino acids.
AAAUUCAAAAUCUGUAUCAGUUCCUCGCUUCCGAUUGAAUCGAACAUAGUUAGCUGAAUAUGACUUCUUCAUUGAGUAUUAUCGUCUUGUGCUUGUUGGGAGCAGUGAGGGCAGGACAUCAUCUUGGAGCAACAAGUUAUUCUGUUUUGACCAAACAUGAAGUUCCUCACCCUAUUCAUGGAAAUUAUAUACUUCCUGUCUUGGAACAUGGUCACGCACCGGUCGAAGCACAUAUUAAGCACUACGAGCCAACGCAUUACCCCAAGUACAGUUUCGAUUAUGGUGUAAAAGAUGCCCAUACCGGAGAUCAAAAGAGUCAAUGGGAACACCGUGAUGGAGACCACGUCAAGGGCGGGUAUACUCUUAAGGAAGCCGAUGGUACCACUCGAGUUGUGGAAUAUACAGCUGAUGAUCACUCUGGAUUUAAUGCAGUAGUCAAAAAUAUCGGUCACGCUUAUCAUCCAGCCGUGACUGUGCACCAUGAGCUUGGUGGACACGGGGAACACAGCUAUGACCAUGGACAUGGGUCAGCUAGUAGUUACGUCAAUGUCAAGCAUCACAUUUAAGUGAAGGAGGAAAUAUGGAAACGGAUCACCAAGGCACCAAAAAAUGUAUUAUUUAAGUUUUACUAGUAUUUGUAAAAACUAUAGAUU